Schistocerca gregaria is the source of this 1278-nucleotide messenger RNA. Its product is annotated as beta-1,3-galactosyltransferase 5-like. Lineage: Eukaryota; Metazoa; Arthropoda; Insecta; Orthoptera; Acrididae. Gene Ontology annotation, molecular function: hexosyltransferase activity. The record is from RefSeq and is a predicted model, not a curated record. Bases 1 to 912 code for a protein of 303 amino acids. Gene Ontology annotation, cellular component: membrane. The transcript is spliced from 3 exons.
AUGGUGCUCAUUACACAUUGCAUUGACGAAACUGAACCAGACAAAAACACUGGUGCAUCCAUUCCGGAUAAACUGUCCCGAAAUGAACCUCAAGGGAGAGCCCAGUGUGUCCUCUGGUAUCAGGAGGCACAGUCACCAAAAACAGUCCAGAGAAAAUUCCAGACUGACUCCUUGGGACUUCUGCAGCGUAACAGUACGUAUGCAGAUGUUCUUCAAGGAAGCUUUCUUGAAGCUUAUCGCAACCUGACAUACAAACAUGUGAUGGGACUGCAGUGGGCUGUACAUCACUGUCCACAAGCACGAUUUGUUAUCAAAAUGGAUGAUGAUAUUGUAGUGAAUAUGUACAAACUUUCUGAAAUAAUUUCAUAUAUUUCUGAAUCUCAGAGAAAGGAUCUCCUUAUGGGUUAUGUACUUAAGGGGAUGGUUCCAGUUCGAGAACCUGCUAACAAAUGGUAUGUGACCCAUGAGGAAUUUGCUGGUAAUAUGUAUCCCCAGUUUCUAUCAGGAUGGAUGUACAUAACCACACCUCCAGUGAUAAAUAAACUGCUUUCUGCAGCUCAGAAGGAAAAAUUCUUCUGGAUAGAUGACACUUUUGUCACGGGUAUUCUUGCCCAACAAGCAGGUGUUGAAGGCUAUAGAAAUAUAAGCAACAUGUUUACAACAGAUCCUGGUUAUCUGGAGUGCUGUCUCAGACACUCAGAUGUGUACUGUGAUUUUAUGGUUGGUCCAAGUGGAGGUGAUUACAGUUUACAAAUUAGAUUAGCUAUGCAUGCUAAAAGAUGUCUUGAUAUGGGAUCUUGCAAGAACAGAAGCCCUCAAAAUGCACUGAGAAGGACCUGUGUAAAUAAGGGAAGGCAGCAGCUACCUCUUUCUGGUGGACAAGGCUAUGUCGCUGAAGUAAAAAUAGGUUGAUUUUUUUCAGUGAAAGUGUUUGUUCACUGAUGGAUUUUCAAUUAACUGAUACAAACAGAUCUGUUUUACUGAGAUUCUGGCUUGAUGCUAUUAUAGUGUGUGUAUUUUAAUAAUAGAUAUAAAAUUUCUGUAUAUGCAUACUAAUAUUUUGUCAUGAAAUAUAUUUUAUACAAUUUUACAUAACAUAAUCAAUAAUUCCAUUUCAUGUACCUUUACUUGCAAAGGAAAAAAUGUACAUAUAGAGAGAGAACAUACAGGUAGAUUAAAAAAAUUGUAGUUAACUGAUGGCAGCAGACUGACAAAGACGGACAAUGUCUGGACAUACUGAUAGAUGUGCCAUGUGAAAAUACAUUUUAUUCAAUACAA